GGUGCUCCUACAAAUUGGUUCCGGAUAUCGACAGCCUACUGGCUACUAUUAGCAGGAACGCAAUCUCCACUCCACAUUCACCUGAAAGAGUGGAACAGAAAUAUCCGGAACAGGAUGGAUGGUGAAGAGAGAACCUAUGGUGGCUGCGAAGGGCCAGAUGCCAUGUAUGUGAAAUUGAUUUCAUCAGAUGGCCAUGAAUUCAUUGUGAAAAGAGAACAUGCCUUGACGUCUGGGACUAUCAAAGCCAUGCUGAGUGGGCCAGGACAGUUCGCAGAGAAUGAAACCAAUGAAGUGAACUUUAGGGAGAUUCCAUCUCACGUCCUGUCCAAGGUCUGCAUGUACUUCACCUACAAGGUCCGUUACACCAACAGUUCCACAGAAAUACCUGAAUUUCCCAUAGCCCCGGAGAUCGCACUGGAACUGCUCAUGGCUGCAAACUUUUUGGAUUGCUAAAGUUACAGAGAUAAUGUAGCAGCUUAAAAUACUUUUAGAUUGUUUUGACUAUUUAACUUGUUUUGCUAUGUACAUCAUAUAAAACAAAAAUGUGUAUGCCACCAGAAGAUGUUUCUUAAUUUCUUUUCUUUUCUUUUUUUUUUGCACCUGUAUUUCUCUCUAAUUUUAGUAUUAAAGGAUUUCAUUUUAAUAUAAUGAAUGAAUAUGGCACGCUAAAUCAGAAUGUGACAAAUGUGUUCCCUUGCCCCAAAACUCUUUCCUCACCUCUCCAUCAUAAUAAAGAUCUGUUUGGUGAGCACUUUGA
Scomber scombrus (Atlantic mackerel) is the source of this 757-nucleotide messenger RNA. RefSeq names its product elongin C paralog a (gene eloca). Gene Ontology annotation, molecular function: protein-macromolecule adaptor activity. Gene Ontology annotation, cellular component: elongin complex. The record is from RefSeq and is a predicted model, not a curated record. Gene Ontology annotation, biological process: ubiquitin-dependent protein catabolic process. The transcript has 4 exons. NCBI's taxonomy places the organism in Eukaryota, Metazoa, Chordata, Actinopteri, Scombriformes, Scombridae. Bases 115 to 453 code for a protein of 112 amino acids.